AUGCCUGUGGUAUAUUGGCCAUGUACGAUUGUCACCAGCUGCGAGGCGUGUCACGAACAAGCCGUCUGCCGCACCUCCCCCACGGCAGGUGACAUCACAUGCACCUGUAAGAAGGGCUUCUCCGGAGACGGCCUCGUCUGUUUACCUGGCCACACCGCCACCGUCGACCACCACGCCCCUCGCCGUGUCCGCCGCUCCAACACCAACCUUGCCCACGUCCGGUUCAGCUGCGGCUUCAACGAGUGCGCUGACGGGGAGGACUGCAUCACGGUCGACGGCAUCCAGCAGUGCGCCAACCCCUGCAAGAUCUACACGGUCCUGAACGAUGCCUGGCGUUCCACCAACAACCACGUGGGCAACAAGCACUGCGACCGCUACGUCCGCUGGGACGGCUAUUACCGCAUGUUCAUCGGCAACCAGAGCGUGUCCAUGCCGGACAAGUGCGUGGAUUCGUUCAAGUGCGGCACCCAGGCUCCCUUGUGGCUGGCGUUUCCUCCCCCCCAGCAGGUGGAUGAAAUUGUCCAGAGUGCAGUCUGCGCCAGCUUCAAUGGGGACUGCUGCUGGGUGCAGUCUCAGCCCAUCCACGUCAAGGCAUGUCCUGGGAACUACUUUGUGUACAAGUUCGUCAUGCCUCCCGGGUGCUACUUCGCCUAUUGUGCAUAUGUGUCACCUCUCACCACAACACCAAAACCAGUCAGAACAACAACCACAACAACAACCACCACAACAACAACAACCACAACAACAAAAAUCACCACGACAACACAAACAUCCGUAAAUAUCACCCCUACGACAAAAUCACCAGUAGAUGUUGUCACCUCGACAAAAACACCAGUAGAGAACAAUCGCACCACAACAACAACACAGUCGCAGGUUGCCACGACUACGCCUAAAGCAAUGUGUGGUUCCUGCCGAGCGGGGGAGACCUGCGUGAGCACCGAUGGGGUCACUUGGCGGUGUGAGAGGCCAGAUCAGCCUGUUUUGCUGCACCCAGAGGUAGUAUGUGGGCGGAGCCUGAUACAGGUGGGUCUCAACAGGACUAACCUGGAGGCCGCUGGUCUGGACGCCACCACCGCUAACCUGGCCGACCCCCGGUGUACCGCUCACGGAGAGCGUGGAGGCAUGGUAUGGUACCAGGUGGAGCGCACGGAGGGCGCCUGCGGAAACACUCUGGUGACAAACGGAACUGACGCCAUCUUUUCCAACAGUUUAUUCAUCUACCACGUUCACGCCGUGUCCUUCAGCCGACCCGUGAGCGUGCCUUUCUCCUGUGCCUACCCCCUGGAAUCAGAGACCAGCCUGGAUGUGGCCAUCAAACCCUACCUGUUGCUGAAGGGUUCCAACGUCGGUAAGGGUUCCAGAGUGGGCUCCAACAUGACUCUGUACCACAGCAACAACUUCACAAAGGCUUACCCAGCGGGCGGAGUCACCUUGCCGGUGGGUUCCGUGCUGCACGUGGGUGUGUCCGUAGAGGAGUCCGAGACGGAGCGUUUCGUGGUGGUUCUGGAGGACUGCUAUGCCACUCAAUCCCCCGACCCUAAAGACAUCAUGCGAUACUACAUCAUUCAGAACAAAUGUCCGACUGAAUUCCGUCAGGUGAGGGUGGAGGAGAGCGGCUCGUCCCUCAGGGCUCGCUUCUCUGCUCUGCUGUUCCUGUACCAGGGGGACUACCGGGACGUCUUCCUGCACUGCAGACUCAGCCUGUGUGACCAGAGGAGCUCCUCCUGCACUCCAGUGUGCACCAAAAGGAAAUACCGCUCUGUCACCCCCUCUGUCCCCCUCGAACCCCUCACCAUCGGACCAAUCACCUGGUCCCAAAAUGAAGAUUGAACUUGUCAUGCUUCCUGUAUCCUAAACUUUGAAUCCAGUUAUCUAAAUGAUUAAUGUAAAGUUCAUAAACCUAUCUCACCUAUACAUCAUUUAUGUCCUAAACCAAGCCAUUUCAUAUUUAAUAUCUUACAUACAUCCAGUUAUAAAUAAUGAUAUUUUAAGGAUAUUUUAAUAUUUUUCUUACGACUAGGAUAAUUGGGAAAAUAUUUCUAUUUGAACCAACACAAUUUCAUUGUUGAACCUUUAACUAAGGCUUGAGGCCAGAAAGUGUAUGUGCUGGCCACUAAUUUGUAACGUUUGUAACGUGAA
This is a messenger RNA of Oncorhynchus masou masou (cherry salmon), 2139 nucleotides long. RefSeq names its product pancreatic secretory granule membrane major glycoprotein GP2-like. The record is from RefSeq and is a predicted model, not a curated record. Gene Ontology annotation, cellular component: apical plasma membrane; cell surface. The coding region runs from base 1 to 1830 and encodes 609 amino acids. The transcript is spliced from 10 exons. NCBI's taxonomy places the organism in Eukaryota, Metazoa, Chordata, Actinopteri, Salmoniformes, Salmonidae. Gene Ontology annotation, biological process: neutrophil migration.